This is a messenger RNA of Esox lucius (northern pike), 1543 nucleotides long. RefSeq lists its product as uncharacterized. The coding region runs from base 56 to 1543 and encodes 495 amino acids. The transcript is spliced from 4 exons. NCBI's taxonomy places the organism in Eukaryota, Metazoa, Chordata, Actinopteri, Esociformes, Esocidae. Gene Ontology annotation, molecular function: nucleic acid binding. The record is from RefSeq and is a predicted model, not a curated record.
AAAUGAGAUCCGCGCAACACUGGUUGACCACGUUGUCAACCACGGCCUGACGCUGAUGGAGGCUGGACUGCGAGUACAGACAAAUCUAAGCCCAUACACAGUGGCAAGUGUGAUAAGAACAUUUCGACUGGAAAAUAGGAUUGAGGGUCAGGAACGACAAGGGGGAAGGCCUCCUAUGUUCACAGAACAGCUAGAGAGGGAGAUAGUAAACAUGGUUUUGGCCAACAAUGCUAUAACACUCAAUCAGCUCCAAACUAACAUUGUCAAUAACCACGCCAGUUUCAACGAUAUCCAUCAGGUCUCAACAUCAACACUGGCACGCAUCCUAAACAAAAACCGUAUUCAAAUGAAACAAAUUCAUCGAGUGCCUUUCGAGCGCAAUUCCGAAAGGGUGAAACGACUGCGGCAUGAUUAUGCAGAGAGAGUUUUACGAAUGGAUGGAGAGGAGAUCCAGCAUGAGUUCAUUUACGUAGAUGAGGCUGGGUUCAACCUGACGAGAACACGAAGGAGGGGAAGAAACAUCAUUGGCCACAGGGCUAUAGUCAACGUCCCAGGGCAACGUGGGGGUAAUAUAACACUCUGUGCAGCCAUUACACAGAAUGGGGUCCUCCACCGCCAUGCCCAUAUGGGCCCUUACAACACAGCACUCAUACUUACAUUCUUGGACCAAUUGCACAACAUAACAGCAGCAAAUCAAAUCGAUCAUAUGCAAUACAUUGUUGUCUGGGACAAUGUGUCUUUCCACCGCUCUGCUCUGGUUCAGAACUGGUUUCAGCAACAUCCACAUUUCACCGUCCUAUAUCUUCCACCAUACUCUCCAUUCCUCAACCCUAUAGAAGAGUUCUUCUCGGCAUGGCGGUGGAAGGUAUAUGAUCUCCGUCUCCAGGCUGAGGUACCCCUCAUCCAAGCCAUGGAGGAGGCCUGUGACCAGAUGGAGGUAGCAGCAAUGCAAGGAUGGAUUCGUCAUUCAAGAUGUUUCUUUCCAAGACAGAAGAUGAUCAGCAGGAUACUAGAGCAGCAGAAGGCAAUAACUCAGGUCCUGUCUGAGGAAAGGAAGACACAGCAUCUAAUUCCAACCUGGCAAUAUAUGGAUGUCCUGGAAUCUGUCAGUAAGUCACUGGGCCCACUGCUGGACUUCACAGAUGCACUCUCAGGACAAGACUAUGUUAGUGUCUCAUAUGUGAAGCCAGUUCUUCACCUCUUCAACACUUCAAUGCUGCUAAUACAAGAGGGAGACACAGACUUGACCAAGACCUUGAAAACUGCGAUGAUGCAUUACAUCAAUGAGAAAUAUAGAGAUGAAGCUACUCAGGAGCUGCUAGAUGUGGCUUCUUGUUUGGACCCCCGGAUCAAGAUGAACUUCAUCAGUGAAGAAAACAAGCCCCAAGUCAAGGCCAGAGUGGCAUCAGAAAUGAUGGAAUGCCAGGAGGAGAUGUCAAGCAGCAGCACUGAAGUGGAGCCAGAAGUUGCUGAAACGUCCCAGGCAAAGAAAGCCAAGAAGUCCUUGGGAAGUUUCUUUAGACAGAGCAAAGAUGCAGGGUGA